UGUGUCCCAUAUUCCCCCACCCUACUAUAUAGUUAAACGUGUGGGCGGUUCAUGCAUUGAAUAAAUCGAGUUAGGACUCAGAUAGGCACAUUUGAAAAUCGUCUAAAAUAUUCACCAUCGAGGUUAAUAUUUCUGGCACGGUAUGUUUGUUUGUUUUUGAUAGCGAUUUCUGAGAAUUUGAGCUUGAACGUGACAGUGAUUUUGGAUUUUUUUAAAGCCCAAAUAUACCGCAGCACUGAUUGUUGGUAUUAAAUCGUGUGGUAAAAAUAAAAUAACGCGUUGCCAUAUUUAUAAACGUAUAAAAGUGUUAGAAGAACCAAGGCAGACAACGUGUUGAUGUUGCGAAACACCAGCUUAAUUAAUCCUGACAGACUGGAUCGUCCAAAAGCCCUAAACACUGGACUCACAAAAAAAAAACGAUACCAAAUUCAAAAUUGCCAAUGAGUUACCACGGUCUCCCGCUCUCCCGUGUAUUACAAUCAUGGUUGCCUAUAAUCAAUGUAUUUUUUCCGCAGUACAACGCAAUGACCUUGAAUCGACACCUGUGCAGCUACCUCGAAACUUCGAUGUCAUGUCUUCGCAUGCCGUCGCCUCUCGCAAGUUUGUCGACUUCAAACCAAAGCGGCUACUGUCCCCAGAUGUGGUCGGUGGUAAACUGCUACCCACGCACCCCCUUUAACACGACCUUCGCGGCCCCAUGCGCCAGCAACUUUGGCACAACAACACAAGUUGGGGAAACGAAUUCUCCUAAAGGGAUCAUAGCCAUGCAUUGUAAUGCAACGCUUGGGGGGUGGAACGAACGGUCAAGUCUCCACACAUGCUUUAAUCGGUCAAGUGACAUGGAUGAUGACGUAGCAAGUAUCAGUAAUGUCACUCUACCACCUGACUAUACAUACGAUAUGCCCAACGACUAUUACUCCGACGACGACACGAAAGUGGACGACUACAACGCACGCUACGAAAUCCUAACGCGUUACGUGACAGUAGGGCAUGCAUUAUCGCUUGCAACCCUCCUCGUUGCGCUUGCUUUGCUUGCUUGCCUCAAAAAUAUUCAUUGUACACGGAUUUACAUCCACAUGAAUCUGAUGGCCGCGUUCAUGUUUCGAGGCCUGAUAUGGAUUCUGCACUCUGCAGCGUUUCGAGACCCGGACAUGCAUGGUGAGCAGGCGGACAGGGCGAUCAUGGAACUAUCGUCGAAACUAUUUCAGCGACAUUUCGCUGAAGACUUGCCAAAACUGGAAGACUGGAAAACAAAAUACUGCGAUAUAGAGUUCGAGACUGAUUAUAACUGGUGUCGACUCUACAAUGUCUUUCAAAUCUACUUCGUCACGGCGAAUUAUUUUUGGCUGCUGGUGGAAGGCUUGUAUCUCCGCCUGCUGCUGCGAGCGGUUCUAUUUUCGCACACCAAAUACAUGAAAGCGUUUCUGGUCUUAGGUUGGGGUUUACCGUGGUUGCCGGUCGUAGCAUAUUUUGUACCCAAAAGCCUUGACCCGGAAGAAAACCGAGAUUGUUGGUACGAAGAUAGAAAUAGCGCUUAUUGGUGGAUCGUGAAAGUUCCAAUACUUAUCUCAUUAUUAAUAAACUUCAUCAUAUUUGUAAACGUGGUUUGCGUUGUUGGAGCAAAACUUCGUGUAAAUCAACGUCAACAAGCAGACGACAGGCGAGAAGAUUACAAAUGGAGAUUGACGAAGUCUACCUUAUCCCUGAUUCCACUCCUUGGCACGCAGUAUCUCAUCACCGCAUUCGUUCAUUUUGACUCAGAGGAAAAUCCAACUGCCGAGUUUGUAAAGAAAGCGUUCGAGGUCUCGUUCGUCUCGAUACAGGGGUUACUGGUCGCAUUCAUAUACUGCUUCUUUAAUGGCGAGGUACAGGAAGAAUGCGGGAAGACUUGGAGACGAUGGAAGACUAGAUGGGAACUUGAGAGGAGAGAGCGGAAGCAUCACAGAAUGCAGAGAAGAAGGUCAAUGAACCACAGCAGCAUUACAAAUCUCUUUACUUCUGUGGUGACAAGGAAAUCGUCUCUGUAUACUGAUGUAUCAGGAGUUCACAAUGGGGACGUUCACUAUGGUGCCAUGCGUGUCAACAACGAAACUGUUUCAGAUCGCCAUACAUCGUCAAAUUCAUCCUACUUCCGACCACCGGUAAGCGGCGCUAAAGAAACACGUUAUUUAACCAACGGUGGGGAGAUUUACAUUCAAAUGAAACAAUUAAAUUCAAUGAAAGAAACAGACAUAACUGAUCAACAAACCAAAAACAAUGUUGUCGCAAAUGAAGAACAGAAUGGCACUAAUCAACCGUUAUUACGUCAUAAUGGGAAAUCUUUACAGCUAAGCGAAAACGACGAUAACAGAAAAUCAUCCAUCGUUUAAGAAGGUACUUUUACUUGUUGUAUAUAUUGUUUCACUUUUUUAAAGAAGGGAAACUUUAAGACGUCGUCACCGAAUUUUCGUGGCCUAAUAUUUCUUCACUGGUCUGCUAACUUUUGUUAUACUUUCUCCUUACCGAUAUAAGUAAGCACUGCCAUUUCUAGACAAAAUUUACGAUUUUUCUCGGUAGUUUGAAAAAAUUCCGAAACAAUACUCGUCGAAAAUGUUGCCACGAUACAACGUUCCUAGUUCCACAUAAGAACCGAGUAAAAUUUAAAGUUUUGUAACUUGUCAAACCAACUGCCACCACAUUACUUUUUCAUAUGCUGUUCUUUCGUUAUUAAGACUGAUAAACAUCAUUCUUCAAGGAUGUUUUACUGUUUUUUUUUUAUAAAUACUCUCCUUGUACAUGCUUAAUGUAUAGACUAUAUAGCCUACAACCCUAACUAAGUCUGUUGUUUCACAUUCUUUUACGAAUGUAAAGUUCCUACAGUUGCUGAAUGAAUCUCUUAAAUUCUAAUAGUUCCCUUUCCCGUAUUUUGACCUGAACUUACUGUAAAUCCGUUCUUAAUCGUGCAUGCACAUCAAUCAUGUAUAGAGACUUUCUAUCUAAUUAUUGAACGAACUGAAUUUUCUUAAAUAAGUUCUUGGAUCAGUUUCGUCUUUAAUGAAUUAGUCGAUUGCAUCUUUUCAGCUUGUGGUAUUAUAAGACUAAACAGCUUACGGGCUAUAGCCCACACAUAUUAAGCUUGUGUUCCUAUUCGUAAACUUUAAUUAUCGUAUAUAUCGUUUCACUUCAUUAUUUCCAUGUACCAUUUCACUUUCUCACUGUGAUGUACUUUGAUUUUUAUUAAAUGUACUGAAUUUCGAA
Ciona intestinalis (vase tunicate) is the source of this 3237-nucleotide messenger RNA. The record is from RefSeq and is a predicted model, not a curated record. NCBI's taxonomy places the organism in Eukaryota, Metazoa, Chordata, Ascidiacea, Phlebobranchia, Cionidae.